Molecule: messenger RNA, 5101 nt
Organism: Scleropages formosus (Asian bonytongue)
Lineage: Eukaryota; Metazoa; Chordata; Actinopteri; Osteoglossiformes; Osteoglossidae
Gene: abcc3
Product: ATP-binding cassette, sub-family C (CFTR/MRP), member 3
Exons: 31
Coding region: 209-4819 (1536 amino acids)
Biological process (GO): transmembrane transport
Cellular component (GO): membrane
Molecular function (GO): ATP hydrolysis activity; ABC-type transporter activity; ATP binding
Source: RefSeq, a predicted model, not a curated record
GGCGGGUUGCUAACAGCGAACUACGACAGCAGACGGCAGAAAUAAGGAGGAGAGGAGAGGAGGAAGGAGAGCGUUACUCUGCCUUUGGGGUAGCGAAUUCCAGGGGGCUCCGCGGGUGGUGUGUGUUCCUUUCUAUGUUGCAUGAACAAACGAAAGAGACGUUUGCGCGUGAUUUCCAGAAACGGCGGAGCACCAGUUUUGAGGCACGAUGAUGGAUUUUUUUUGUGAACCAAUCUACAACCUCUCACAAUUUUGGGACCCCAAUCUGACCUUGUACACAGACAGCCCUGACCUCACAGAAUGUUUCCAGAUGUCCUUAUUGUCAUGGUUCCCCUCUAUAUACCUGUGGAUUGCCUUCCCUCUGUACUUCCUGUAUUUGAAGAGGAGCAACAGAGGCUACAUUAUGAUGUCGCUAUUAAACAGAGUUAAAACGGUUGUUGGCGUGAUCUUAUGGAUAGUAUGCUGGACAGAUCUUUUUUCCUCAUUCCAUGAGUUGCAGCAGGGCACCGUCCUCUCACCCCUAUUCUUUGUCACACCUCUGGUGGUGGGCAUCACUAUGCUGCUGGCCACAUUCCUGAUACAGUAUGAGCGCCUGCGAGGGGUCCAGUCAUCUGGGGUCCUGUUCGUGUUCUGGUUGCUGUCGGUCUUGUGCGCCAUUGUGCGUUUUCGCUCCAAGAUCCUCAAGGGUGGGAUAACGGACAAGCUGCGAUUCACCACAUUCUGCAUCUCUUUUGCUCUCAUUGUGAUAGAGCUUCUCCUGUCCUGUUUCAACGAGAAGGCCCCCCUUUUUUCUAGCGUCGACACUGAUCCUAACCCGUGUCCUGAGCCUUCUGCAGGAUUCCUCUCAACCAUAACCUUUUGGUGGUUCACAAGCAUGGCUAUUAAAGGCUACAAAAACCCUUUGGAGUCCAAAGACCUGUGGUCCCUGAACAAACGGGACACAUCAGAUGUCAUCGUGCCCAACUUACUGAAGGAAUGGGAGAGGGAAAAGGCCAAAGUUGAAAGGAACACUCAGGCCACGUAUUCCAAGUCACCAUCAGCGGCAGAGGCAAACCACGUCGAUGGAGCCCCAGAGGAGGCAGAAGUGCUGUUGUCAGAGCAGCCCAAGGCCAAGCAGCCCUCUUUCCUGCGUGCCCUGUUGCGGAGCUUUGGGCCCUACUUUCUCAUCGGUUCCGCCUACAAGCUACUGCAGGACCUCAUCACCUUUGUCAACCCCGUGCUGCUGAGAAUGCUGAUCUCCUUCACAAAGCAGAAGGGCGUCCCAACAUGGUGGGGGUUCGCACUCUCCUUCUUGAUGUUCUCUUGCGCUGUCCUGCAGACCCUCAUCCUUCACCAGCACUUUCAGUAUUGCUUUGUCACCGGGAUGAAUCUACGCACGGGCAUCACUGGUGCCAUCUAUCGAAAGUCUCUGGUCAUCACAAAUGCGGCCAAGCGGUCUUCAACCGUGGGGGAGAUUGUCAACCUGAUGUCUGUGGAUGCCCAGCGCUUCCAGGAUCUCACAACCUUCCUGAACAUGCUGUGGUCGGCCCCCCUGCAAAUCAUUCUGGCUCUCUACUUCCUUUGGCAGAAUUUAGGCCCCUCUGUUCUGGCUGGGGUGGCUGUGAUGGUGCUGCUGAUCCCCCUUAAUGCAGCCAUUGUCAUGAAGACCAGAGCAUUCCAGGUGGAGCAAAUGCAGUACAAAGACUCCCGCAUUAAGCUGAUGAACGAAAUUCUGAAUGGCAUCAAGGUGCUGAAGCUGUAUGCCUGGGAGAACUCCUUCAAAGACAAGGUUCUGGAAAUUCGUCAGAAAGAGCUCAACGUGCUACGCAAGAUGGCGUACCUGGGUGCCUUGUCUACUGUGGCCUGGACCAGUGCUCCAUUCUUGGUGGCCUUGACAUCGUUUGCUGUAUAUGUGAUGGUGGACGAAAACAAUGUUCUCGAUGCAGAGAAGGCCUUCGUUUCUCUGUCCCUGUUCAACAUCCUGCGGUUCCCCCUCAACAUGCUGCCUCAGGUCAUCAGCAGUGUUGCGCAGGCCAGUGUCUCUCUAAAACGUAUCCAGCAGUUCCUGAGUCACGAUGAGCUGGACCCCGACGUUGUAGACAGGAAAAACACAGCCGCGGAUUUUGCUGUGACUGUUACAAAUGGAAAAUUCUCUUGGGCAAAGAAAGAUCCUGCAACCCUUCACAACAUCAACCUGAUGGUCCCACAAGGCUCCCUGUUGGCUGUGGUGGGUCAUGUAGGCUGUGGGAAAUCCUCCCUGGUGUGUGCUCUCCUGGGAGAGAUGGAGAAGUUGGAGGGUGAGAUCUCCAUACUGGGCUCUGUGGCCUAUGUGCCCCAGCAAGCCUGGAUUCAGAAUGCCACGCUAAGGGACAACAUUCUGUUUGGCCAGCCGUACAAUGAGUGCAAGUACCGCGCUGUCCUGGAUGCUUGCGCACUCACCCCAGACCUGGAUGUGCUUCCGGGGGGUGACAUGACUGAAAUUGGGGAGAAGGGCAUCAACCUCUCUGGGGGCCAGCGGCAGCGUGUCAGCCUGGCACGAGCUCUGUAUAAUGACGCUGAUGUAUACCUGCUGGAUGACCCUCUAUCUGCUGUAGAUGCCCACGUGGCCAAACACAUCUUUGACAAAGUCAUUGGACCUGAGGGGAAACUUGCGGGCAAGACAAGGAUACUGGUGACACAUGGCAUCAGCUUCCUGCCCCAGGUCAAUAACAUCCUGGUGAUGGUGGAGGGCAGCGUCUCCGAGAUGGGCUCCUACCAAGACCUGCUGAAGCAGAAUGGAGCCUUUGCUGAAUUUCUUAGGAACUAUGCACUGGAAGAUAUCACUGAGGAAGAUGAAGCUCUAGUGGCUAUGAUCGAGGAGGAGGAGCCCUUCCCUGAGGACGCUCUGAGCAAUCACAUCGACAUGGUGGAUAACGAACCUUCAGUCAAUGAAGCAAGACGACAAUUCAUAAGGCAGAUCAGUGUUAUAUCUGCUGACUCUGAGAACCCCAGGAAGAUGUCAGUUCGGAUGCGGCGAUGCAGCGAGAGGAAGCAUGUUGAGCUGCCGCCAGAAAAGAAGCGGGAUCAGGGGGAGAAGCUCAUUCAGGCAGAGAAGGCUGAGACGGGCAGGGUGAAGCUUAAGGUGUUCUGGGAGUACACACGGGCAGUGGGGCCUCUACUUUCCAUCUUCAUCUGCUUCCUGUAUGGCUGCCAGAAUGCAGCAUCCAUUGGAGCCAACAUUUGGCUCAGCCAGUGGACCAACGAUGCCCUGGACAAUCGCACAGAGGAGAACAAACAUAUGAGGGUGGGGGUGUACGCAUCACUGGGCAUCUUGCAAGGUGUGCUACUUCUGUGCCUCUGUGUCCUCUCCCGGGCCUACAGCAUGCUGAGGGCGGCCCGCGUCAUCCACUACAACAUGCUCCACGCCACCCUGAAAGCCCCUCAGGCCUUUUUCCAGGCUACUCCCUCAGGGAGAAUCUUGAACCGCUUCAGCAAAGAUAUGGAUACAAUAGACUAUCACAUUCCUGAAAAUAUUGAAAUUUGGAUGCGCACUUUCUGGUACACAGUAAAUGUGCUGCUCAUAUGCUCUGCCCUCACCCCUAUCUUCCUCAUAGUCAUAGUGCCGUUAAUGAUGUUCUAUUGGUGGGUCCAGAGAUUUUAUGUGGCAACAUCCCGCCAACUAAAGCGCCUGGAGUCCGUCAGUAGGUCUCCUAUAUACUCUCACUUUUCCGAAACCAUCACGGGCACUAGUGUGAUCCGUGCAUUUGGGAGGCACAAUGCCUUCGUACUGCUAAGCGAUCUCAAAGUGGAUGAGAACCAAAAGAGUUGCUACCCUGGUAUUGUUUCCAACAGGUGGCUGGGGGUGCGCAUUGAGUUUAUCGGAAACUGCAUUGUGCUGUUUGCCGCCCUGUUUGCUGUCAUUGGGAAGGACAGUCUAAGCCCCGGGCUUGUAGGACUCUCCGUCUCGUAUGCGCUGCAGGUCACCAUGUCCUUGAACUGGAUGGUUCGGAUGACCUCUGACUUGGAGAGCAACAUUGUGGCUGUGGAGAGGGUGAAGGAGUAUUCAGAGACUGAGACUGAGGCACCCUGGGACGUGGAGGAUAAAAAGCCGCCUCCAGAAUGGCCCCAGACAGGGAAAGUGGAGUUCCUCAACUACAGUGUGAGGUACCGGGAAGGGCUGGACUUGGUGCUGAAGAACCUCACCCUCAGCAUUAAGGGUGGAGAGAAGAUUGGCAUCGUAGGAAGAACGGGGGCAGGGAAGUCAUCGAUGACCCUCUGCCUGUUUCGCUUGUUAGAAGCUGCCAGUGGAGAGAUAACUGUUGAUGGGGUGAAGAUCUCUGAAAUAGGACUGCAUGACCUUCGCUCCAAGCUCACCAUUAUUCCUCAGGAACCUGUGCUCUUCUCUGGAGACCUGCGCAUGAACCUCGACCCGUUUGAAAAAUACAGCGAUGAUGAAGUGUGGAGAGCCCUAGAACUGUCUCACUUAAAGAAGUUUGUGGCCAACCACCCUUCAAAACUCAACCUCGAAUGCACAGAAGGUGGAGAAAAUCUGAGCGUGGGCCAGAGGCAGCUUGUGUGUUUGGCUCGCGCCCUGCUGAGGAAGACCCGCAUCCUCAUCCUAGAUGAGGCCACAGCAGCUAUCGACCUGGAAACGGAUGAUCUGAUCCAGUCCACCAUCCGCACACAAUUUGAGGACUGCACAGUCUUCACAAUUGCUCACAGACUCAACACAAUCAUGGACUACACAAGAGUUCUUGUACUGGACAAGGGACGAAUAGCAGAAUUUGAUACACCAGCAAACCUUAUAGCUCAGAAAGGAAUAUUUUAUGGUAUGGCCAAAGAUGCAGGACUGGCAUCGUAGUGCGCUGUACUCUUUCCUAAUCCAAGUGUGCCUUUAUAGCAUAGAAAAACCAGUGAAUGUAUCAUUUUAUACUACGCAAGAAGCUACAGACCUUUUCCCCCAAUUGUGCCACUAUUUUUAAUAAGCACCAAGUUCAUGAGCUGAAUUUUUAAGUUACUUUUUAAAGUUCUUUAGGGAAGAUCACUGUUCAGAAAGUGUGAUUAAUUUGUGAACCAAAUCUGUAAAAAAACUUGAAUUUUUACCACCAAAAUCUGAAUGUUAAGUCUUUAUUAAAAAUUAAUG